AUGAGAGAGAUUGAGAAAGAGAACCCUCCCCUCCUGAACCUCCACCCCUACCCAAUCCACGCUCUGCCACCACCUUUAAAGCUGCCCUUCUGUCCUCCUCCGAAAGAACACCCUCUAUGCUCCUCUGACCACCCUCAAGCCUUCAAUCCUGAGGUUGAAUCCUUCAUCCCUCUCCCUAUCUCCACCCUGUCUUCCCUGAUAUCACCGUGGUCUUCUUCAGUAAUCAAACCUGUGGGGAAAUCUUUUGCCACGGAUUUUCUCAUCCAGCGCUUGGUGGUGCUUUGGAAUUUACCCACACCGGUUUCUCUCUCUGCCAUUGGUAGAGGCUUCUUUGUGGUCAAACCCCCACCUGCUUUACUUCCAAAAAUCCUUGAAGGUGGACCAUGGUUUAUAAACUCCACCUUCCUCGAUGUUCAACCUUGGAUGCCUGGAUUUAAGCCGUCGGAAGCAUCAAUCUCAUUAUACCCUGAUUGGGAUGAGAUAUUCAGCUCCUCAUUCGCAGCUGCUAUGUACUUGAAAUCCAUACAAUUUCCUCCCAAUAAAAAGGUUUAUGUUAUUGGUGGAGAAGGCAUUGUAGAGGAGCUGCACCUUGCCGGCUUUACAUCCCUUGGUGGCCCUGAAGAUGCUAAUAAGAAAAUUGAACUCAAACAAAAUCUGUUUUUUCACCAUGACAAGACUGUAGGAGCUGUUGUGGUUGGAUUGGAUCAGUAUAUUAACUUUUACAAGCUCCAGUAUGCAACACUUUGCAUUCGUGAGAAUCCAGGAUGCCUAUUUAUUGCUACCAACCGUGAUGCUGUGGGACAUAUGACUGAUUUACAAGAAUGGCCCGGUGCUGGAUGUAUGGUUGCUGCUGUAUGUGGCACAACUCAGAAAGAGCCCGUUGUGGUCGGAAAGCCAUCAACAUUCAUGAUGGACUUCUUAUUAAAGAAAUUCAAUGUUGACACCUCCAGAAUGUGCAUGGUGGGUGAUAGAUUGGAUACUGAUAUUCUAUUUGGACAGAGUGCUGGCUGCAAAACACUCCUUGUUCUCUCCGGUGUGACAACACUGCCUGCUCUUCAGGACUCAGCAAACAACAUCGUGCCAGAUUACUACACAGACAAGGUGUCUGACUUGCUACAACUAUUGGGACCGUAAUUAUGUUACAUUUCAGUGACCAGUGGACCUACACCUCCCAGCCCAU
Chenopodium quinoa (quinoa) is the source of this 1180-nucleotide messenger RNA. RefSeq names its product phosphoglycolate phosphatase 2-like. Gene Ontology annotation, molecular function: phosphatase activity. The record is from RefSeq and is a predicted model, not a curated record. Bases 1 to 1134 code for a protein of 377 amino acids. The transcript has 9 exons. NCBI's taxonomy places the organism in Eukaryota, Viridiplantae, Streptophyta, Magnoliopsida, Caryophyllales, Amaranthaceae.